AUGGAGAAUAGCAAGCUCAAGUCCGACAACGCCUCUCUCCAAGCCGAGUUCAAGGCUUUCAAGCAGGAGUUCUAUACCAAGGAAACCAAGGCUUACUGGAUUUGCGAACUUGCUUGCAUCAAUUGGCCCAACCUCGGCGACAGUCUCCAGUCGCUGCUUUUCCACCACAGGCUCCUCAUGUGGAUGAAGAGCGACCGCGCAACCUACCCCAUUGAGAAGUUCUUUGCAAGAUGGUCACUGGCAUGCUCUUGA
Molecule: messenger RNA, 252 nt
Organism: Sordaria macrospora k-hell
Lineage: Eukaryota; Fungi; Ascomycota; Sordariomycetes; Sordariales; Sordariaceae
Source: RefSeq, a predicted model, not a curated record